AGAAAGUUCAUUUCUUCCUAUUUUCAAAGAAAUAGACGUCGGAUUUAAAUGUACUUAGACCAUUAUACACUAAACUAGUCGCUGCAAAAUUGCUGCUGCACUCCAUGGAAGACGAGACAAGUGGCCUCUGGCUUUUUGGAUAUGGGAGUUUGAUAUGGAAGCCUCCACCUCAUUUCGAUAGGAGAGUACCCGGAUAUAUCAACCGCUAUGUUCGCAGAUUUUGGCAGGCAAGCGAAGAUCAUCGUGGGACGCCUCAGGCACCCGGUCGGGUUGUCACGCUCAUCGAUCAUGAUCACUGGAAAUCACUUUCCGACCCACACGCCAACGCCCCAGAGAGAGUAUGGGGCGCCGCCUACCACAUCCCCCCGGCUCGCACCCAAGAGGUAAAAGAAUACCUCGACAUCCGCGAAAUUAACGGCUACUCGAUCCAAUACACACCGUUCUACCCCGCCGAAUCCGUCCGACAAUCCGACGGUUCGCUCCCGGAGAAGUUCUCAUGCCUGGUCUACAUCGGACUCCCCGAGAAUCCGCAAUUCGUCGGCCCGCAGGAUCUCGAUGCGCUCGCGGCGCAUAUCUUGAAGAGCGUGGGUCCGAGUGGGGAGAAUAAAGAGUAUUUGUACAUGCUGGAGAUGGCGUUGGAGACGCUGAGUCCGGAGAGUGUGGAUGAGCAUGUGAGUGAUUUGGCGGGGAGGUGUAGGGAGUUGGAGCGGGCACGAGGACCUGAGGAGCGGGAUGAGGAGCGGAAACAUGUUGGAGAGGGGUUGACGAGGGUUAGGAGUACGGAGGAGCAGGAAGAGGUCGAAUAGUCAAGCAUUCGUAGGUGUAUAAACCGAAUUAGAUGCUUGCAAUUGUUGGCUUAGGUAGUACAAGAUCAGGUUGAAGACUGCUCACAAGGCUCCAGAAUCGCUGCUGCUUCCCGCUGGAUAUUUGCGUCCUAUUUCAAGCCGCUGGCUUGUAAAGGGCUUAGGUGUUGUUUCUCGAGGAACAAGUUACUCUCCCAUGGCCGUGGUAUUUUGUUCAUUAUAGGCAGUUUAGUGUGGCAAUUGGCACAUGUGAACUCUGAC
Molecule: messenger RNA, 1064 nt
Organism: Eremomyces bilateralis CBS 781.70
Lineage: Eukaryota; Fungi; Ascomycota; Dothideomycetes; Eremomycetales; Eremomycetaceae
Product: ChaC-like protein
Exons: 6
Coding region: 105-806 (233 amino acids)
Biological process (GO): glutathione catabolic process
Cellular component (GO): cytoplasm
Molecular function (GO): gamma-glutamylcyclotransferase activity; glutathione specific gamma-glutamylcyclotransferase activity
Source: RefSeq, a predicted model, not a curated record